This is a messenger RNA of Sceloporus undulatus (fence lizard), 2781 nucleotides long. RefSeq lists its product as uncharacterized. Lineage: Eukaryota; Metazoa; Chordata; Lepidosauria; Squamata; Phrynosomatidae. The transcript has 20 exons. The annotation marks the transcript as partial. The record is from RefSeq and is a predicted model, not a curated record.
GUCCUUUAUGGCUGUCUUUUUAGGCUGUUCCUUAUUGCUCUUCUGCUUCCUCCAGUAUGGCUUCAAUUUGUUCCUGUAACAGGUCAGGUCGACGUGGAAUGUCUGGGUAGCCUUGCCAGACUCAAACUGAAUUCGGACUAUUUCCACAACAAGUACAUCAGCUUUUCUGCAAUUGACAAAUUUGGCAGGUCUUGGCUGAUAGAUGGAGUCCAGGCUACAAGAUGCGGAUACACCAUCUUCCAGGAUGUCUGGGGAAACAUCGAGCUCCGUGCCUCCCUGCUGGGUUGUUAUGCUCAGAUAGUGGAUGAUCAACGUUUCACUUUGAACAUUCAAAUUACGGCAGGGAUGGAUCCAGAGAUGCGUGGUGCCGUUGUCCUCAAAGUCCCAGUGAGCUGUUCCUAUGGCCCUUGGCAACCCAGGGAAAUAGUCUGUGAGGCAAACUAUAUGGAGGUCUCUGUCAGAAGAAAUGUACCACCAAUCCCCGAUGGCUUUCUUCAAGACCAACCUGAUGAUUGGGAAUCUGCCUUCCCAGAGGUCCAAGCAGGCACACCUUCUGUUUGGCAAGUUGUCUUUCAUGUGGACAAUGGCAAGAAAGCCAUGCUGGUUGAAGAGGCUCAUGCUGUUGGCUACGGGAUCAACACAACAGACACGAGGAUUGUGUUGAGGUCUUCCUAUAAUGCAACCGAGGCUCAGAAGUUGGAGGUCAAUGGGGUUCCUUUCUCCUCCGUGAGAUCGAGUACCUACUACAAGCAGCGCUGGAUGCUCCUCAUGGUGGACACAGCUGUGGCCUGUCCUAUAGAUGGAAUGACUUACACACAAGAGACAAUCACCUGGACUAUCCCAAAAGCUAUCUCCCCCCUCCUGGCUGGAGUUGGCACCAUCACAGAACUGCAAGUGGAACUGGGCAUCAACCUGAACAAGAUUCCUAAGCAAGACAUAGUCCGUCGAGGGUACUUGCUGGAUAGUGACAAGAAUGCCAUUAUAGUAAAGAUCCCUAUUGGGGCACCUGAUGGUAGUUAUAAGAGUGAUGUUGUUGAUGGGCAACUAAUGAGCACCUACAAAAUCAACCUCUACAUAGAGCAUCUCUGGGAAGAUGACAAGAGAGGUGUCACAAAGCACACCAUCCUGAAGGAGAUCAACACCCCUCUGCAGCUCGUGCCAGUAACAGUUACAGACUAUACAAACAUCAGUAUUCAGCUCUUUAAUGCAACAGUUGGGCCCUUCUUACCAGAUGUAGAGCUGGUCAGCGUGACAGUGGAUGAAUCAGGGCCAUUGCCACUUCCUAAGGCUGACAAAAAGGGCUAUAAGAUCUAUGAAACCAAGCAUCCCAAUGGUAGCAAAUAUUACAUUGUGCAAGUCCCUUUUGAUACCCCUGGAAUUGAGAAGAAGUAUGUGCCAGAUAACAUCAGAAACUACAGCACAAUCCCCAUAUUGGGAUUUCGUGUGGUUCCCCAGGCAAAGACCUUUGAUGUUCCAGUUCCUUUUGUUGCUCUGGUCAAGGAUGCAGUGCUGCCUCAGGCUGAGGGGUUCUGUGAUGACAAAGCCCUCUAUUUAGUGAUGAAACGUGGGAAUGUGGACCAGGACUGGCUGCCCUUUGUGAAGGACACACACCUGAACCAGGAGACAGCCCAGAGUCUUGGUUAUACAUUACAUGACAAUCAGACCCACUUGGCCUUGAGAGUGCCCAGGCAUGGUGUGCACAUUUUCUAUGAGGAAAUAGGACCUCUUGGGAUCGUGGCCACUUUCCAGCUGCUGCUGAAGGACCAUCUUGCUCAAACUGAAAUGAUGGAUUUUGCCAUUUCCUGCAGCUUCUCUCCAAAAGAUCUCAUUGACUGCCGGCCUAAUGGCACCAUGGUGAUCUCUGCUGUGAAGCUGGUUGGGGUCCCAGAUAUGGAGCUCUCUAGUCUAGUUCUGAAAGACAAACGUUGCAAGCCAGCCUCAGUGACAGAGGAAGAAGCGACCUUCGUCUUUGAUGUGAGCUCUUGUGGGACAACUCGCAAGUUUGAAGACACCACCAUGACCUAUGAGAAUGAAGUCCUGUAUUUCCUCCCAGGCCAAGCCACGCCUGUCUAUCGGUUGAAAUGUGCUUGCCAGUAUUUCAUUGGUGAUACUCUGAUGCUUCAGUAUACCCCAGUAGAAGCUCCAUCGCCAAGCAUCCUCCCUGGGGUUGGGCUGCUGGCGCUUGCCCUCAAGCUGGCCAGGGACAAAUCCUACAGCAACUUUUACCAAGACUCAGAGUAUCCAGUGAUUCGGUACCUUAGGGAGCCUCUCCACUUCCAGGUAGAGCUUCUCCACAGCCAGGACCCCCAGCUGGAACUUUUUCUGGAGGACUGCUGGGCCACAGCCACAGAGGACAGGAACAGUUCUCCCCAGUGGAACAUAGUGGUUGACAGCUGUGAAAACACCGAAGACACACAUCAGACCACGUUCCAUGGAGUCCCUAGUGCCUUUGUGCCAUUCCCUACACACCUGAAGCGGUUUGAAGUGAAAAUGUUUACCUUUGUGGUGGACAGACAAGCUCUUCAGGGGCAGAUCUACUUCCACUGCAGUGUGGUAAUCUGUGAUUCCAGCUAUCCAACCUCUGAUGCCCUCUGUGCCAGGCGCUGCAUUCCCAGAAGGCAGAGAAUAGGCCGUAGUAUUGAUUCGACCAGUGAUCUGCAGGGAUAUGUCUCAUCUGGAGCAAUUACGAUUGGAAGGAGGAACCAUGCUUAAGCGUCUUUGCAAACUGAUUCGAAUGAGGGCACCCUACAGCUGCUGAGAUAACAAAGGAUAUUUAUUGUA